Molecule: messenger RNA, 1074 nt
Organism: Heterotrigona itama
Lineage: Eukaryota; Metazoa; Arthropoda; Insecta; Hymenoptera; Apidae
Source: the annotation of a GenBank genome assembly
AUGAGUGGUACAGUGAAUACCACCGCCACUCUACGAUUAUAUGGUGCUACGUGGUAUAUGCCGCCGAAUAUAAAAAAAAAACAAGCUGUUAACUAUUACGAAUCAACUAUUAUUUUUUGGGGUAGUUUAGUCGUAGAUCAAAGUAGACAUAGCGCAGUUUACGAAAGAAGAAGCAGUAUACCAGAUGUUGUAGAUAACCAAAAUGCUAUGCUCUUUCAGUGCCAGAAAAAGAAAACGAAGACUGCAAUUUGAUACGAUCGAAACUUAUCGCAAUUACAAUUGAAACUAUUUCUGUUACCAAUAAUUGGCAAGUGAAACAACGUUCCAUCGAUGUUAGAGCUUGCAGCAAAAUCUUCGACAAAUUGCAACUGAUCUUCCUGAUGGCUUGUGCAAUGACUGUCUGGGUAUGGAUCCAGAGUUUCUUUCUAGAUUAAUUCCACAAAAUAAAGAGCAUGUACGUCCAGCAUGCAAGAAAUGUGGAUAUGCUGGGCAUCUUACAUAUCAGUGUCGUAAUUUUAUUAAGGUUGACCCAAAUAAAGAAAUAGUUCUAGAUGUUAGCAGUACUAGCUCCGAUAGUGAUGAAAAUUAUGUCACUCCUCUGACUGAAUUACGCGAGAAAGAAUUGAAAAAGAAACUUCAAGAGGCCAAGAAGAAGCACAAAGAAAAGAAAUAUAAGAAAAAAUCCAAGAAACACAAGAGAUCAGAGACAAGUGACAGUGAAUCAGACACAGAAGCUUCUAGUGACGAAGAUAGGAAACAUAAACAUAAAAAGAAAAAGAAAAAAUCUAAACAUAAAAGAUACAAGAAACAUAGAAAAGACAAUUCAUCUGACACUAACAGCGAUGACAAGAGGAGAUAACCCGAUUCACUUAUAACUGACCAAUAAUUCUAAAGUUUUGCUCAAAUUACCAUUAUCAUGUACAUAAAUGAAAUUAUAUGACUUGUAAAUAAACGAGAAUGAAUGAGAUUCCAUUUAUAUGAACUCUAUAUCAUUUCUAUGUAGAUACAAGAAUUUAAAUGUAAAUUCAUUGUCUAUAAAAUAAUAAAUGUUAUAUAUAAUUUUGUAUAUAAAGA